AUGUAUGCACCGACCUCAGGUGAUGUGACCCCUGUCCUCAUGAAUCCUGUCUCACAGUCACACUCAGUUCCUCUGUUGGAAGGAAUAUGCCACACCAUAUCAGACAUGAAUGCAGAUUGUGUGAUGGUCACGCAGGAAACUUUGGUGGCACAGUUAAUGAAAAAUUAUCCAGGCAUGGCAGUUCCCUCCCAUAAUAUCUUACAUAAUAUCCUUGGCACUCUAAUUAAGGAAAGGAAAAUAUAUCAUACAGGAGAAGGAUACUUCAUUGUGACUCCCAACACAUACUUCACCACAAAUGAUAUCACAGAUGACAACGGAAGGGUCCCCUUGGAGGACACUUGUUGCUGUUCACUGCCUUCCAUCACUUAUGUUGUAAACAUCGAGUUCUGUGCAGGCCUAGUGAAAGAAAACAUUCCUAUGGUAUCCCAUUACAGAUCCUGCCGUUGUUUCCCUGACCAGAAUAUGCUCUUUGAACAAAGACAGCUAAUGAACCAUGAAACUAAUGGAGGAGCUAAGAAAGGCUGCAGUGAUUUGAAGCCUUCAAUUCAAAGUCAAGGAAUAUCCACAUUUGUUGAAAACCACUCCCGGGACACUGCCCAAUCCCUGGGAGACAAACUGAAAUGCAAAAGGUUUGGCCUUGGCCUUUUCUGGAGAAGGGCUUCUAAAAAAGAAAAACUUAAGAAGGAGUACUCUACUUUUUCAGCGCAGUUUCCUCCCAAGGAGUGGCCAGUCAGGGAUGAAGAUGACUUAGAUAACAUUCCACGUGAUGUUGAACAUGAAAUCAUCAAGCGUAUUAAUCCUACCCUUACGGUUGAUAAUUUGAUUAAGCACACAAUAUUAAUGCAGAAGUUGGAGGAGCAGAAAAAAUGCAUCAGUAAGGGUACCUCAGCUGAUGUGUCAGCAGUCAGGCAGAACCACCUUUCAAAGGAUUGUGCUCAAAAGCCACAAAAUAAAACAGCAAAAGACACCAGGAAAACCAAAUCAAACAAUGAGAGGCAGAUUAGUAGAAGCAACAGGAAAUCUCAUGUAUAUGAGCUAACAUCCCAAAAUGAGCCACUGGAAGAGAACUUUUCACUGCCUGUCAGAAAUCAACAGCCAUCUGAUGUAGCAGUGGAAUCCCAUGUCAUAUAUAAAAGACAAAUUAAGAACCCCUUCCAAGGUCUAUCGUGGAGACGCAGCUCCUAUGUGAAAGGGCACAAAGGUACUAUGAAUAGUCAGCUGAAGUCUAGGACUCAAAAGCAAGAAAGGGCUUUAAAGUCCUUGGACUCCUCAAAAACCUUUGAAUAUGGAACUGAACAGCUGGCUGUGGAAACAAAGGCAGAUAAAGUUAAGCAAAACAAACUGCUCCAUGCUAGUAAGUCUUCUCUCCAACUAAAGAAAGGAAGUUUAAGCGAAAACUUUAGUUAUCUACAUGACAGUACUUUGCAAGUAGAGAAUAAAUGCAAACAGUUUCUGGAGAGUACUAUUUCUGAAGAAAACAUCCACAGAAGAACAGUAAAAACAACAACUGGGGAUAUUAAAAAAUACCCUCACUCCUACACUGGAGGUAAUGGUGUGUGCAGAGAAGAUGCAAAAUUGUCAUUAAAUCUGAAAGAUGAGUGUUGCAGGUGCAGAGCUGACACUGUGUGUGAGUUACUAGAUCAAACAGCAAAUGAAUUUCAAAAUGCCCAUCUUUCAAAUGAUACAGCCAAUGUUAGCCUGGUAGAAAAUAAUGGUGUGAAAUAUAGACAGAAGACUGAUAAUAAGAGUGAACUUAUAUUUAAAGAUGAUGGUGGCAGCCAUUCUGGAUCAAUGAAGCUGGAAAGUAAAGGAUUUACUGAGAACUGUAAUCUUGUGCACCAAAAAGCACGUGAUGGUGACACUUGUAGCUUGUUACACCCAGAUCACAGUUGGGAAGUCAGUGAACCACCUCACCUGCCUCCUGGCUAUUCUUUUGCAGAUACAAGAGACUGGGGUAUGGGUGUGCAAGAGCUGGGGACAGGCAUGUCCCUAAAAACCUAUCAGGUUAAUGCAUAUCCCACCCAGUGCAACACAACUGUAAGUAAACCUGACUCUGGAGAGCACAGAUAUAAGGAAAGCACUAGUUUUGCAGAGUCAAAAGGUGUCUUAAAAGAGCAUCCAAACACAGAUUUCACAGAAGAAGGUUGGUUGUGCAGUCAGGUCCUUCCUAUAGUUUACAGAAAGGCAGAAGAAACUGGUCUCACUGAGUGCUCAAAGGCUUCAGCUGUGGCAGAUGUCUGCCUCACUGAUGAGGCUGGCUCAGAUGCUGACACUUUGCAGAGCUCCACCAUUGAGACAGGCAAAGUAGCAUCCUGUGCUUUAGGGUCACACACCAACAAAAGAAGAAACCCUCUGGGAGGAAAAGAUCUGUUUUUUAAGAAUGCCUGUACUGUGGCAUCAGGACAGAAACACUCAGAAGGGACAGAAAACCACAGCAUUACAGGAGACAGUGGAAUUGACUCCCCGAGAUGGACUGAAAAGAAGAUGAAGCUUCCUGCCAAAUUUUGA
Chaetura pelagica (chimney swift) is the source of this 2508-nucleotide messenger RNA. It is a transcript of the gene STOX1, whose product is annotated as storkhead box 1. Gene Ontology annotation, molecular function: RNA polymerase II transcription regulatory region sequence-specific DNA binding; DNA-binding transcription activator activity, RNA polymerase II-specific. The coding region runs from base 1 to 2508 and encodes 835 amino acids. The record is from RefSeq and is a predicted model, not a curated record. Gene Ontology annotation, cellular component: cytoplasm; nucleus. The transcript has 4 exons. Lineage: Eukaryota; Metazoa; Chordata; Aves; Apodiformes; Apodidae. Gene Ontology annotation, biological process: positive regulation of transcription by RNA polymerase II.